AUGGCUCGCACCAACCUCCGUACCGGCCUCAACAAGGGUUACCCCACCACCGUCAUCCCCAAGACUGUGAAGCCCUCGCACAAGAAGGGUAUCAAGACUGAGAAGAAGACCUUCGUCAAGUCGAUCAUCCGCGAGGUUGCCGGCUUCUCGCCCUACGAGAAGCGCGUGAUGGAGCUCCUCCGUAACUCGAAGGACAAGAAGGCCAAGAAGCUCACCAAGAAGCGUCUCGGCACCCUCCUCCGCUCGAAGCGCAAGGUCGAGGAGCUCUCCAACAUCAUCCAGGAGCAGCGUCGCCAGGCCGGCCACUAA
Molecule: messenger RNA, 309 nt
Organism: Apiotrichum porosum
Lineage: Eukaryota; Fungi; Basidiomycota; Tremellomycetes; Trichosporonales; Trichosporonaceae
Exons: 3
Coding region: 1-309 (102 amino acids)
Biological process (GO): cytoplasmic translation
Cellular component (GO): ribosome; cytosolic large ribosomal subunit
Molecular function (GO): structural constituent of ribosome
Source: RefSeq, a predicted model, not a curated record